AUGGGGAAGUUUGUGAGAAGGGGCUGGGUAGUAGCGUGUGUGAUGGUGCUUCUGAUGUCAACUCAAGUGUUGGGAAAAUUAUCUGAUACAGAUGAUCAUACCAAGAACAAAAACCUACAUCACAAAAAUAAACAAGACGGUGUUGGUGCUCGUGGAGGUGGAGCUGCUGGAGGUUGUAUUAGAGCAGGAGGUGGUGCUAGUGGUGGCAUUGGAGUCGGAGGUGGAGUUGGCGGAGGAGGUAUAGGUGGUGAUGGUAGUGCUGGCGGAGGUGCAGGUGGUGGUAUUGGAGCCGGAGGAGGAGCUGGUGGUGGAGGAGGUGGAAGUGGCAGUGCUAGUGGUAGUGGACGAAGUUGUGGCGGUGGACGCCGUGGUGGACGUGGUGGCAGUGGUGCUGGUGAAGGUGUAGGUGGUGGCGGUAGUGUUGGUGGAGGUGUAGGUGGUGGCAUUGGAGUUGGAGGAGGAGUUGUUGGUGGUGGAGGUGAAAGUGGCGGUAUUGGUGGAGGGGGACGUGGUGUUGGACGUGGUAGUGGAAGAGCUAGUGGUGGCGGAGGAGGAGUAGGCGGAGGAGUUGGUGGAAGUGUUGGAGGAGUUGUAGGAGCUGGAGGUGGGGUUGGAGGAGCUGGUGCUGGUGUGGUUGGAGGUAGUGUAGGAGUCGGAGGUGGAGUAAAAGGUGGUGGUGGUGCAGGAGGUGCAAUUGGAGGUAGUGCUGGAGGUGACACCGGGGGUGCUAUUGGAGGUGGUGCUCUAGGAGGUGUUGGUGGGGGUGGUGCUGUGGGUGGAGGAGGACGUGGAGGUGUUGGAGGUGGUGCUGGAGGAGGUGGUGGAGGCGUUGUUGGAGGUGGAUUAGGUGGUGGUGGAAGAGCCGGUGGUUCUGUUGGAGGUGGAAUAGGCGGUGGAGUUGGUGGAGGUGGUGCCGGUGGUGCUGUUGGAGGUGGUGUUAGAGGAGCUGGAGGUGUUAUCGGAGGUGGAGUUGAUGUCGGUGGUGUUGUUGGAGGUGGAGCUGGACUUGGUGGUGGUCUAGGAGGUGGUGGAGGACUUGGUGGUGGUCUAGGAGGUGGUGGGGGACUUGGUGGUGGUCUAGGAGGUGGUGGAGGACUUGGCGGUAGUUUAGGAGGUGGUGGAGGAGUCGGUGGUGGUGUAGGAGGCGGAGCAAAUGUGGGUGCAGGAGUUGGAGCCGGAGGAGGAGUUGGAGCUGGAGGCAGGGCUGGAGGAGGAGCUGGCGGUGGCGGUGGCGUUGGUAACCGACGACACUAA
Thlaspi arvense is the source of this 1254-nucleotide messenger RNA. NCBI's taxonomy places the organism in Eukaryota, Viridiplantae, Streptophyta, Magnoliopsida, Brassicales, Brassicaceae. The record is from the annotation of a GenBank genome assembly.